AUGGCAACUCUUAAAUUAAUCACAUUCUGUUCCCAUGCUCUUGGGCCCAAUCCAUGGAAGGUUGCGCUACCCCUUGAGGAGGUUGCGCUCCCAUAUGAGAGCAAGUAUCUCGAGUUUACCGAGGCGAAGCAAGAGAACUUCAUGAAAUUGAAUCCAAAUGGAAAACUUCCGGCCAUCGAAGAUCCGAACACCGACAUUACUCUCUUCGAAUCCGGUGCAAUCAUCGAGUACCUCAUCGACCAGUACGAUACGGAUGCCCGUCUGCACCGUACGUCCCUUCAGGAAAAGUACCUAGAGCGGUCGUGGCUCCACUUGCAAAUGUCCGCUCAGGGUCCCAGCGUCGGAUACAAAGUCUGGCUCUCACGCCUCUAUCCCGAGGACCAAGUCGCUUCCGCAACCGAAUAUUUCACGAAGGAGAUCAAUCGCAUCAUUGGAGUGAUCGAUGGGCACCUUACGAGGACGGCUUUCAUUCCCAUGUACUUGGUGCUUAAUAUCUUUUUGUCCGGUUAUGACCCGGCAGGGGAGUUGCGUACAAGGCCAUCUGUUAUCAAGAUUGCAGCGGAUAAACGGCUGCUGGCGCAGAAAUCCAGGAAAUAG
Messenger RNA from Aplosporella prunicola CBS 121167, 597 nucleotides. RefSeq lists its product as uncharacterized. Bases 1 to 597 code for a protein of 198 amino acids. NCBI's taxonomy places the organism in Eukaryota, Fungi, Ascomycota, Dothideomycetes, Botryosphaeriales, Aplosporellaceae. The record is from RefSeq and is a predicted model, not a curated record. The transcript has 4 exons.